Molecule: messenger RNA, 2254 nt
Organism: Morus notabilis
Lineage: Eukaryota; Viridiplantae; Streptophyta; Magnoliopsida; Rosales; Moraceae
Product: bromodomain-containing protein 4
Exons: 10
Coding region: 119-1372 (417 amino acids)
Molecular function (GO): protein binding
Source: RefSeq, a predicted model, not a curated record
GAAGAAGAAGAAGAAGAAGGAAGAAGAGUAAUCCGUGGUGCCUUUGGAUGCAUGGAAGGCCCACCCGCCUAGGCGCGUGCCUCUCACGUGGUUUAGCACUACUAUUUUCUCACUGAAAAUGGAGUGUGAAUUUGGUAAUCAAAAUGCUGAGGGACCAGCCUCUCGCACAAGGUCCAGAAAAAAGAGAAAAAUCAGGCCUCUUCAAGAAGUAGCCUCUGCUUCACCUCCACUUAAGAAGGGUAGUGGAAGAUCCAGACAUGAAGAUCAUCAAGCUAAUAGUGAUCAACGGAUUGUGCAGGAAAAAGACAGCACAAAGCAUGAAAAACAAGACUUAUGGUCCGCCCCGCAAUCCAAGCCAUGGCUUCCGGAAAAACGCAUACUUGAGCUCAUCCUUGAUAUAUUACAGAGGAGAGAUAGCCAUGAAAUAUUUGCGGAACCGGUAGAUCCAGAGGAGGUUGAAGACUACUAUGAAAUCAUUAGAGAGCCAAUGGAUUUUGGGACCAUGAGGGCUAAACUUCAUGAAGGAAUGUAUCAAAGUUUUGAACAAUUUGAGCAUGAUGUGUUUUUGAUAACAAAAAACGCAAUGCAUUUUAAUUCUUCAGCUACCAUUUAUUUUAGACAGGCCCGUGCUAUAAAUGAGCUAGCUACUAAGGUCUUUCAUCUUCUGAAAACACAUCCUGAGAGAUUUGAAUUGGAAUUCUUGGAAUCAAGACGGAGAAAUGGUCGGGGGCCCCAAGGCGAAGCUGAGAAUUCGGUUUGUAGAACACGUCCUAGAAUUGCUAGAAAUGUGAAAUCUAGCAGUGUGGCGAUUGAUGAAUCAUCAAAAUCCACAAUGUCAUUAAGUGCUUCUUCAAUCAUAAGGAAACGCGCCCCGUUGAGAAAUUGGUGCUCUGGUUUCAGUACUUAUUUAGAUGCAAGAGAUCAAGAAGUUUCUUGUGGUGCCGGUGAUGACGGAAGAUCAAGAUCUAUUGAAGCAGCAAGGCGCUGUACAUAUGAACCUUGGAUAUCAUUCCUUGAUGAAAAAUCUAGCAAAAAAAACCAACUAGAGCUUGUGAUUCAACAGGAUAUCAGCUACAGGGAAAGCUUAAUGUUGUUUGCUAAAGAUUUAGGACCAGUAGUCCAGAUGGUUGCCGGACGGAAAUUACUUGGAUGGUUCCCAGCGCAAAAAAGUUCAUUUUCCAUGAUAUCCAGCAGUAAUGACGGGGAACCUAGUAGUUUCGAUUCUGUUUUCUCUGCUCCAAUAUGUCAGAAUUUCCUUGACCAGAUUCGCAGGCAUCCUAGUAUUGUAGAAAAUUCCAGGGACAGAAUGGAUUUAGAUGAUGAUAAGAAAGAAGAGGAGAUGAAUAUAGGAGACAAAAUGGGUACAACAUAGCUGAAAGUUCAAGACGGAAGUGAUACAAGCGGUCCAAGUUUUUGUUUCUAUCACAAACUUCAUCAAAACCAAAGCAGUGAGAGUCACUUGUGCUGAUCUGGAGAUUUCAAUUUCUUGCGUCCAGGGUUCAAAAACGUGGGCAACAAGUCAACAACAAUGGUAGACAACACGAAGUUGGACAUCGAAGCAGGAACAUUGGAGCUGGCUUUCGAGCAUUCCCAUUUAAAUUCAGCAAAACUUGAGCUGAAAAUCAUGGACGCAUCGAAUUUUAGUCACUCGGAGAUCUCCACGAGUAAGUUGAGUUCUUGUUAUCUUCGAGAAGAUAAUCACGCGAGAGCUGAACAAGGCCCAUUUUUUGUAGUUACCAAGUCAUGUGAAGCUGGCCGGGCCACGACAUUUGAUUGAUGCAAGACUUCCGCAUCGCAAUUCAUAUUCGAUUUACCGUAUUUAAGGGCCCGGCUUGGUCAGACAAAUUCUUUGGGACAGGAUACAUUUUUGCAGCAAAGUUAUGGUGCUGAAAUGACCCUUUUGAGAAAUGAGUAAAUCCCAUACCCUUUUCUUUUCAUGUCAAGAUUGGAGUUGAGAAUUCAGUGCUAUGUUGGUCAUGGGCUGUCUACAAUCUUGAAUAAAUACUCACCAUAGCCCACAGGGAUUUCCUUUUCGAAAAUGUAAAUUUGUAAGAAACUUAUGGACUGAAAUUUUCAAAGUACUGAAAAUUCAUUGCUUAAAGCGUCAUCUACUAUUCCUUGAGUUUUUUUUUAUUUUUAUUUUUUUAAAAGGUCAUCUACUAUGGCUUCUAGUUCUCUCGUUCGCUCUUUUAACUUGGGAGUCUGAGAUUAGAACUUUACACCAUGAAGAUGUAGAAUUACCGUCAUGUUAUGC